Molecule: messenger RNA, 1572 nt
Organism: Planococcus citri (citrus mealybug)
Lineage: Eukaryota; Metazoa; Arthropoda; Insecta; Hemiptera; Pseudococcidae
Product: mitochondrial ribonuclease P protein 1 homolog
Exons: 3
Coding region: 155-1459 (434 amino acids)
Biological process (GO): positive regulation of mitochondrial translation; mitochondrial tRNA 5'-end processing
Cellular component (GO): nucleoplasm; nucleus; mitochondrion
Molecular function (GO): tRNA binding
Source: RefSeq, a predicted model, not a curated record
CUUGGCCUUGUAGCAAAAUCAGGGAACUCGAAGUCGAAGUCACAUGGUUUUGUGUUUGUUGUGGUUUGUUAUCAACUCGAGCGAAUUGUUCAAAUAUGAAAAUCUGAAAGAAAAUGAAUGUGAUUUAAAUUAUUGAAACCUUAAUUUUUCCAUCAUGAAUUGUAAUAAAAUGAAAGUCCUCAUGUUCCGGAUGGUCCUUGCGAAGCAAUCAUUGCAACGAAACAUCAGUAACUUGACGAAACUUUCCAGUUGCCCGGUACUUAGUUCAAAUAUCGUUAAAAUCUGCCACAAAUAUUGUUCUUCCGACACUCAAAACGCUACCAAAUACCUGGAAGAGUUCUCCGAAGAAUUCGAUACCGAAUCCAGAGUCUACGACAACAUCGACUUAGAGGCCAUCACAGACAACGACCCGGAAAAAAUCAACAUUCUCAAUGCACUUAUAACCAAACUCGAGAUGAAAAGCCAGAAAGGCCUUCCAUUACCUAAGCAUCUUUCUACGCAACACUGGCGUGAAAUUCUCAAAUUACCUUCGCUCACUCAGAAAAUGAAUUACUUGAAGUAUAUGGCGAUAAAAGAAGCUCGUAAGGAAGAGCAACGCUUACUUAAACUAGAGAAACGUAAAAAAUACGAACAGUUUUUAGAAGAGAAGAAGAAACACCCUAAAACGGUGUCAACGACAAACUCGCCCGUUGUUUAUGGUUUAAACGGCACGUCGAUAUUUAUGAGAGUGCGGAAUUCUACGAUAGAUAAAUUUUAUAAUUAUAAAUUACUAGAACCUUAUAUGAAUGGUCCCGAUAUAGUUAUCGAUUGCGAAUAUAGCUCGUUUAUGACUCCUAAAGAAAUAAAUAGCGCUGCUUUUCAAGUAGGAGGCGCUUGGCAUAUGAAUAGAGCUAAUGUGCAUCCUUUCAACAUUGUGUAUACAAACCUUCAAAAAGGCAGCGUUCUCUACGAGAGGUUGAAAUUAAUGUACCCUCCUAUCGACGUUGAUCCUUCUUACUUGUUCAACUAUACGCCGAAAAGUUUUCUAGAUUUGUAUCCUAAAGAUAAAUUGAUCUACUUAUCGCCUCAUGCUGUAGAAUGCAUGGAGACAUACGAACCUGAUAAAGUUUAUAUUAUUGGUUGUAUGGUUGAUAUAGCUAUGCCCGAACCUUUAUCUUUGGCGAAAGCAAAAAAAUACGAUAUACGAGCUUUGAAGUUCCCUUUAGAUAAAUAUCUUAAUUGGAAAAGCGGUGGAAAAGCUUUAAACAUGGAUCAUUGUGUUAAAAUAAUGCUCGACAUUAAGAACGGUAAAGAUUGGAAAUCAGCUUUAACAAAACAUAUACCACCUAGAAAACUUGAAUCUGAACACCCUGAAGAGCAAAAAGAUGUAAAUUUUCUACAGGAUGCUCGAGCUAUUCGUCGUAUGUUUUUGAAAAACAAAGUACACGAAUUAAUUGUCGAUAAAGAUUACAAGAAAUGAUCUCUUUAACAUCGUAUCCGAAAUGUAAAUUAUUAAUUGAUGUCAGUUUUUGUAAAUGAAUUAUCGAUUUUCUCAAAUAAAAACCUAUUGUAUUUCGUUUUCCAAAAUGAAAA